This is a messenger RNA of Colias croceus (clouded yellow), 945 nucleotides long. Its product is annotated as trypsin CFT-1-like. The record is from RefSeq and is a predicted model, not a curated record. Lineage: Eukaryota; Metazoa; Arthropoda; Insecta; Lepidoptera; Pieridae. Gene Ontology annotation, biological process: proteolysis. The coding region runs from base 85 to 852 and encodes 255 amino acids. Gene Ontology annotation, molecular function: serine-type endopeptidase activity. The transcript has 4 exons.
AUUGUUUGUUAUCGAUGGCACUUAAUAGCACUUAUAUAAAUAAAAGAUCACCAGGACGUUGCUGCACUUUAGUAAGCAAGAAGAAUGCGUGGAGUAAUUGCUUUUAUUGUCGGCUUCUAUUCAGCCUGCGUAGUCGCAGCGCCUCAGUCGCGGAUCGUCGGUGGAUCUACAGCUGUUAUCAAUUCCUACCCAUAUGUUGCUGCCGUACUGCGUUCUUCAGACAAUGUCACCUUUUCGCAAGUCUGUGUUGGCUCCAUAAUUAAUACAAGAUCUAUACUUACUGCGGCUAGCUGCAUUUUUAAAGAUAAUAGCAGUUACUGGCGUAUACGGGUUGGGUCGAGUUUUGCGAAUACUGGCGGGAAAGUGCACAAUGUCCAGAGUAUUAUCCUUCAUCCCUACUUCAAUCCUGGGUCUUUGGACAGUGAUAUAGCUAUUCUGCGAUCUACGAAGAAAUUUGAAUUCAAUAAUACGGUGCAAGCCGGGGUCAUUGCCGGAUCUUCGUAUAUGCUGAACGAUAACCAGCCCGUGUGGGCUGUUGGAUGGGGUUCUACUUAUUAUGGCGGUCCUCCAUCUGACCUGCUACGUCAUGUCCAAAUAUGGACUGUCAAUCAGCAGAUUUGCGCAAGUCGUUACAAGGCUUUGGGUUACGCUGUGACCAACAAUAUGCUGUGUUCUGGAUGGUUGGAUGUAGGAGGCCGGGAUCAAUGUCAGAACGAUGUUGGAGGACCACUAAUUCAUAACAACGUCAUAGUGGGAAUCGCAUCUUGGGGCUACGGAUGUGGACUACCCACUUAUCCUGGUGUGAACACACGUGUGUCCAGGUUUACAUCCUGGAUCCAAGCCAAUGCCUAAGAUUUGACCCGUAAUAAAGUAUCAGGAGAUUCUACGUCGCCUUUUCUAUGAAUAUGAAUAGCAUCAAUUUAAAAUAAAGAAGAAUAUAAUAAG